AUGAUGACUCCGGACUAUUCACCCGGCGAGGAUCAUGUCGCUUUCACUGAAUGGUCGCUUGCUCAAGGUGUGAUUGCCAAUGGCGUUGCCCCGGCACGUUUUCCAGGGCGUGGCUUGGGAAUGAUAGCCACUCAAAAGAUUAAGAAAGGAGAUGCUGUGGUUCAAGUCCCGACCAGUAUAAUUUUCACAGUUGAUGAUGUGCCUUUUGACUUCAAGGCCCAGUUUUCAGAAGGCACGGCCGUACAAACCAUCAUGGCUGCAUUUUUAACUCUGGGCAGCGACGAAGAGCUGGAGAAAUAUCAACUCUGGUUCAAAGCCUGGCCUUCCCGCAAAGACUUCGAAGACAGUUUGCCCUUGCUUUGGCCCAUGGAACUAGGUGGUCUAAUCUGGCCUGAUACUAUCGCCCCAGAAGGCGCAACGGACGGCGCCUGCAAUACAACCAAUCUACUUCCGCCUUGCAUCUCUGGGCUAUGGAACUCUAUUGAGCGACUGCCAAGAAUCAAAAAAUAUGAAACCGAACACCAGGAUCUAGAAUCUGCGCAGGGAGAGAGAUUGCGCAAAGCCUGGGCGGACACCAUCGCCGCCUUUCCCGAGGCUGACUGGACAAGUUUCUCCUACUAUUGGCUUAUUCUUAACACCAGAAGCUUCUAUUGGGUUGGAGCUGGUCAAGAUCCGCCGGAAAAUCGAAAUGAUGCCAUGGCUUUGUUGCCAUUUGCGGACUAUUUUAACCAUUCGAAUGUUGAGUGCGAUGUGAAAUUCGAUGAAAACGAAUAUACCCUUCGCGCCACAGACGAUUACGACAAGGGCGAUGAGGUUUACAUGAGCUAUGGCAGUCAUCCGAAUGAUUUCCUCCUAGCCGAAUAUGGCUUUUUCCUCGAGAAGAAUGACUCAGACUGUAUCUACCUCGACGAGAUUGUCCUCGGUGAUUUGGACAACCACGAAAAACAUGAAGAACUGUGGCUCAAUCAAUAUUACGGUGAAUAUCGAGUCACUCGGCAGGGUGUUUGUUACCGGACAGAAGUAGCGGCGUGUCUAAAGUACAUGAAUUACAAAGAUUGGACGAACCAUAUCCUCAAGGGUUCGACAAAGGGUCUGGAUGAAAAGAAGUCGGAGGAUAUUAUCAAGGGCUGGCUGGGCGCAUAUGUUUCAGAGGCGAAUAUAACGAUGACUGCGAUACGGGGCGCUCUUGAAUCAAACGCCGUGGUUCAGUCGCAUCAUGAAAAGGCAGAAGUUCUCUUGCGUCGAUGGGCACAGAUCAAAGAUAUCUGCGAAUGUGCGUCCAAAGCCGUCUCACUGUAG
Penicillium angulare is the source of this 1299-nucleotide messenger RNA. RefSeq lists its product as uncharacterized. The coding region runs from base 1 to 1299 and encodes 432 amino acids. Gene Ontology annotation, molecular function: protein binding; protein-lysine N-methyltransferase activity. The transcript has 5 exons. Gene Ontology annotation, biological process: peptidyl-lysine monomethylation. The record is from RefSeq and is a predicted model, not a curated record. Lineage: Eukaryota; Fungi; Ascomycota; Eurotiomycetes; Eurotiales; Aspergillaceae.